AUGGUGAGCUUUGAGGACGACGACGAGAAUGAAUCCAGCUCCGAGAACGAGGUUGACGAGACCAUGGACGACAUUGACGAGGGCGACGCCGACGCCGAUGCUGAUGCCGACGCCGAUGCCGACGCAGAUGGCGACGACGAUGCAGAAGGGGACAAUGACGACGACGACGGGGACAACGACGAGGAGGACGAGGACCAGGAUGAUACCCCGGACUCCCCCUCGCGCUCCCAGCGGCCGAGUGCGCCGGACGGGUCGCAAAUGCAGAACGGCACCGGUCCAGAUGCAGCCCCGUCGCGACAAGACCAAGCCAUGCGCCUUGCUUCUGCGUCCCCGCGUCGUUCCGUCACCCCGAACGGAACCCUCCCCCUGCGCCCCACAGUGCGCCCAGAAGCUCUCACGGCCAGCUCUUACGACAUAGUUCCUACCAUCGCGGCUCCUCACAGCACGUCCAUCAACACCAUUACCGCGACCCCAGACAUGCGCUGGGUGUUCAGCGGAGGUGCGGACGGAUAUAUAAGAAAAUUCAACUGGGUGGAUACUGCCAACGCCAAACUGAUGUUGACCGUGGCGCAACGGCACCCUUUCGUGGACAGCGUCACGAAAGCCGGCGUUUUGCUAAGUUACUGGGAGAAUGAGGAAACCUCGGACAGGACCCCUCCUUCCACAAACGAUGACAGUUUAUCUCUCUCACCCGUGUAUUCUUUAGCUGUGCACCACCAAGCUCUUUGGCUUCUUUCAGGCACUGAAUCCGGUGCGAUUAACCUUCAGACCGUUCGGCACCAAGAAGGUCAUCGCAUCACGUCUCUUCGAAAGCAUACGUCCGCUGUCUCAGUUUUGAGUCUUGCGCAAGACGAGAAAUCGGUCUUGUCUGGCAGUUGGGAUAAGACCAUUAAUGAUUGGGACCUCAACGUUGGCCAGGUUCGUCGGCGAUUUGAAACCAGUGGAGGGCAAAUUUCCGCGAUUGAGCAGCGCCCCUUAUCGACCCUGCCUGUACCAGAAGAGGCAGGCCCACCGCUUUACUCCAAUGGAACCUUCAGCUCUAACAACGACGCAAAGCCACUCACCAACGGCGUUCUAACAAAUGGUGUGCCAGCAGCAGGCCAGGAUGAAGAUGCACCUGGAGCCGAAGACGACUCUUUAUUUGGCGACAAUGAUAACGACUCUUUAUUUGGUGGAAAUGGUGACACCAACGCAAAUCCAUCGGGCGCUGCAUUUGGCGACGAUGAAGAUGAUGAGUUCUCAAGAGCCAUUGCAAAUGAGAUUCGACACGCCGAAGAGCAGGAUGCGCAGGGUGACAUCGACAUGACGGACGUCGGUGGCCCUGUCCAGGCCCUCGAUUUGUUGCAGGGCAGCGAGAACGGUGCUCCUGCGGCUGCGUCUGCCGAACCAAAUGCGAAUGCCCCAGGCAUUACAACAACACAGCCUGAUGUCACAAUGAACGGUCUCCCGCACGCCGAAGAAGGCGCCGAUGCUGGAGCCUCCGUCUCGAACACCUUCUCUUCGCAAGACGACACAAUCCCUUCUUCCGAAACCACAUUCCUGGACGCGUCCAUAGACGGCACGUUGCGCAUCUGGGACCGAAGACAGCCAAACCCGAUAGCACGGAUACGCGGCACUCCGCCAUGGUGCAUGAACGCCUGCUGGUCACCAGACGGCAACUACAUUUAUGCUGGACGCCGCAAUGGCACUGUUGACGAAUAUAGCCUACACAAGAGCUUGCGGGAACCCUCUCGCACAUUCCGGUUCCCCUCUGUCAGUGGUGCGGUCAGUGCGGUCAGGGCCAUGCCCAACGGAAAACACCUCGUCUGCGCUUCGUAUGAUAUUCUCCGUUUGUAUGACCUCAAGGAACAAGAAGGCACCAAGCACGCGGCGGUUCCGUACACCAUUGUACCCGGACACAGAACCGGAGUCAUCUCGCAACUCUACCUCGACCCCACUUGCACUUUUAUGAUCUCGACGGGAGGCAACAGAGGCUGGGAAGGCAACUCCACGGAAGUCUUGUUGGGAUAUGAAGUCCACUUCGUUUAG
Molecule: messenger RNA, 2028 nt
Organism: Diplodia corticola
Lineage: Eukaryota; Fungi; Ascomycota; Dothideomycetes; Botryosphaeriales; Botryosphaeriaceae
Product: transcription factor
Exons: 4
Coding region: 1-2028 (675 amino acids)
Molecular function (GO): protein binding
Source: RefSeq, a predicted model, not a curated record